UUUUCCAACAAUAGUUAAGUCCUUCACCAUUGUAUGAAGUAUUUUCUUGAGUCCUCUUCUCAGAAAUAACGCUAUUUUGACCUUAGAUUUCAUUAGUUAAAAAAUCUAAAUGUACCUCUAACUUACCCAUCAAUGUGUGUUCUGUUUAUUUUUUAAGAUAUUCAUUUAAAUUUUUCCCAGUUCUAACCACCACAUCUUCCAAACUGGUAUCACAUACAAACAUAGCAAAUAUUUUCUUACUUUGUCAAUUCCUACAUCAGUGAUUAAAGCAAGGCUCUCAAGGCCAUCAUGUGGGGUGACUCUAAGAUAGCUCUAAUGACAGCUCUCGAGUAGUGGGCAUUAUGAAUGGCAACUCAAAGAAUACCAGUGUAGAUGCUGAUGCACAGGCGUGGACAUUUGCCAAAUGAGCCCAACUGUGCCCUUAAGAUGGAUGAGUGUCACUGUGUCAAUUCUACCUCAAAUGUGAAAAAAGUGGUGGCAUGGAAAUCACAAGGUGCAAGACAACAUGAGCUGUGUGACAACAAUAUCAGGCAACGUAUAUUUCCUCCUCAGGAAACAGAGGAGGCCCACGGGGGAAAUAUCACUGGAGAAGGGCCUGUUCUCAGGCCCAAGGCAAGUCUCCUCUUCCCAACUGCCACCACAUGGAAUGCCCAGCAAUCUGGAGUUGCCUAGCAACAGGUGUUUGUGAUUUAAUUCUCAGUCUGGCAGAGAGGCAGUUCUGAGACAGUUGGCAGAGCUGUUCAAUGGCAGUGGAUGCUUUUGGCAGAGCAGACCAGGUCAGUCCUAAAACCCUCAGUGAUGGCCUCCUGGUUUGGUGGCCUUAGCUCUAGCUUAGGCUGUGACCUGGGGCCAAUGAGCCACAGUGUGGUGUCCUUAACUCGACACAUCUCUAGGUGCACUAAAGAUGUGAGGAUGAUGUUAUACAAAACAGAGGAGUCAAAUGAAUUAAGAAGGAAGGAGGUGGAGACUACUAAACAAUCUAUGAGACCAAAGGUUGAAAGAUUUAUGACAUUUUAUAGUGAUAUAGAUCUUGAAAAUAAGCAGGAAACUGCAGCUUACAAUGAUCUAAUAAAAGGGGACUUACAGAUCAAACUAUCAUUAGGAAAAGAGAUACUUGAAUCGCAAAAAUUAGAGAACCUGCAGGCAGAUACUCAAUCAGUAACUGCAGCAGGAGGCUUCAUACCAGCAACGUCUUCAACGACAGCUGCUGAAAAUAUUGACCCCAAGGCUUCUGAACAUAAACAUGAACUCGAACAGAAAAAUCUUGAAAUGAGGAUUCUGACAGACAGAUACGCAGCCAUGUACCAGAAGUUGCUGAAGCUACAGAAGGCCACUGAAUCUACAGGCGCAACAAGUAACCUUGUAUCAGCUACCCCUGCUUCGAUUUCCCUGGGUGAUAAUAUUGACCCCAAUGCUUCGGAAUACGAACAUAAACUGAAACAGCAAAACCUCGAAAUGAAGAUUCUCAGAGGAAGAAAUGUAGCAAUGAAGUACAAGUUGCUCAAGCUACAGAAAGCCACUCAAUGUCUAAAUGUGGCAGCUGGCCUCCGCCCAGCAAUGUCAUUAGCAUCAGUAGAUAAAAACAUUGAUCCCAGUGUUUCUGAAUAUACACAUGAACUUGAACAGAAAAACCUCAAACUGAAGAUUCUGAGAGGAAGAAAUGUUGCAGUGAAGCACAAGUUGCUCAAGCUGCGGAAGGCCACUCAGUGUCUAAAUGCUACAGCUGGUCUCGUACCAGCUGUACCUGUUUCGACUUCCCUGGGUAAUAAUAUUGACAAUGCCUCUGAGUAUAAAAAUCAACUGGAGCAGCAAAAUCUGGCAAAGAAGAUUCUGAGAGGAAGAAAUGUGGCAAUGAAUAAGAAAUUGCUCAAGCUACAGAAAGCCACUGAAUUUCUGAAUGCGGCAGCAGGUAUCCUACCAACAAUGUCAUCAGCAUCACUGGGGGAAAACAUUGACCCAAAUGCUUCUGAAUAUGAACAUGAACUUGAACAGAAAAACCUGGAAGUGAAGAUUCUGAGAGGAAGAAAUGUAGCAAUAAAGAACACCUUGCUCAAGUUACAGAAAGCCACUGAAUUUCUGAAUGAGGCAGCAGGUCUCCUACCAGCAAUGUCAUCAGCAUCACUAGGUGAAAACAUUGACCCCAGUGCUUUGGAAUAUGAACAUGAACUUGAACAGAAAAAUCUGGAAGUGAAGAUUCUAAGAGGAAGAAACGUUGCAAUGAAGCAUAAGUUGCUCAAGCUAGGGAAGGCCACUCAGUGUCUAAAUGAGGCAGCUGGUCUUGUACCUGCCAUGCCUGUUUUGACUUCCCUGGUUAAUAAUAUUGACCGCAAUGCCUCUGACUAUAAAAAUGAGCUGGAACAGCAAAAUCUGGAAAUGAAGAUUCAGAGAGGAAGAAAUGUAGCGAUGAAGCACAAGUUGCUCAAGCUACGGAAGGCCGUUCAGUGCCUAAAUGUGGCAGCUGGUCUUGUACCUGGUAUACCUGUUUCAACUUCCUUGGUUAAUAAUAUUGACCGCAAUGCCUCUGACUAUAAAAAUCAACUGGAACAGCAAAAUCUGGAAAUGAAGAUUCAGAGAGGAAGAAAUGUAGUGACGAAGCGUAAGUUGCUCAAGCUACAGAAAGCCACUGAAUGUGUAAAUGUGGCAGCUGGCCUCCUACCAGCAAUGUCAUCAGCAUCACUGGGUGAAAACAUCAACCCCAAUGCUUCUGAAUAUGAAUGUGAACUUGAACAGAAAAACCCUGAUGUAAGAAUUCUGAGAGGAAGAAAUGUAGCAAUGAAGCAUAAGUUGCUCAAGUUGCGGAAGGCCAUUCAGUGUCUAAAUGUGGCAGCUGGUCUUGUACCUGGUAUACCUGUUUCGACUUCCUUGGUUAAUAAUAUUGACCGCAAUGCCUCUGACUAUGAAAAUAAACUGGAACAGCAAAAUAUGGAAAUGAAGAUUCAGAAAGGAAGAAAUGUAGCGAUGAAGCACAAGUUGCUCAAGCUACAGAAAGCCACUGAAUGUCUGAAUGCGGCAGCAAGUCUCCUACCAGCCACGUCAUCAGCAUCGCUGGGUGAAAACAUCAACCCAAAUGCUUCUGAAUAUGAAUGUGAACUUGAACAGAAAAACCCUGAUGUAAAAAUUCUGAGAGGAAGAAAUGUAGCAAUGAAGCACAAGUUGCUCAAGCUACAGAAAGCCACUGAAUAUCUGAAUGAGGUAGCAGGUCUCCUACCAGUAAUGUCAUCAGCAUCACUGGGUGAAAACAUUGACCCCAGUGCUUCGGAAUAUGAACAUGAACUCAAACAGAAAAACCUCGAACUGAAGAUUCUGAGAGGAAGAAAUGUUGCAAUGAAGCACAAGUUGCUCAAGCUACGGAAGGCCACUCAUUGUCUAAAUGCAGCAGCUGGUCUUGUACCUGCUAUACCUGAUGUAACUCCCCUGGGUGAUAAUAUUGACCACAAUGCUUCUGAAUAUAAAAAUCCAUUGGAACAACAAAAUCUGGAAAUGAAGAUUCUGAAGGGAAGAAAUGUAGCGAUGAAGCACAAGUUGCUUGAGCUACAGAAAGCCACUGAAUAUCUGAAUGCGGCAGCAGGUCUCCUACCAGCAAUGUCAUCAGCAUCACUGGGUGCAAAUAUCGAGCAAAAUGUUUCUGAAUAUGAACAUGAACAGAAAAACCUGGAAGUGAAGAUUCUGAGAGGGAAAAAUGUAGCAAUGAAGCAUAAGUUGCUCAAGCUACAGAAAGCCACUCAAUGUCUAAAUGGGGAAGUCGGCCUCCUACCAGCUAUGCCUGCUUCAACUUCCCUGGGUGAUAAUAUUGACCACAAUGCUCCUGAAUGUAAAAAUGAACUUGAAAUGAAGAUUCUGAAGGGAAGAAAUGUGGCAAUAAAGCACAAGUUGCUCAAGCUACAGAAAGCCAUUCAAUGUUUAAGUGUGGCAGCUGACCUCCUACCAGCCACGUCAUCAGCAUCACUGGGUAAAAACAUUGACCCCAAUGCCUCUGAACAUGAACUUGAAGAGAAAAACCUUGAAAUGAAGAUUCUGAGAGAAAGACACACAGCAAUGAAGCGUAAGUUGCUCAAGCUACAGAAUGCCAAUCAAUCUAUAAAUGUGCCAGCUGGCCUCAUACCAGCUAUGUCUGCUUCAACUUCCCUGUGUGAUAAUAUGAACCCCAAUGCUUCUGAAUAUAAACAUGAACUGGAACUGAAAAGCAUCAAGCAUCAUACUUUUUUCAUUUACCAGCAUCUACAGAACAGAAUGACACAGUGGAUUUGGAACAAAAUGUCACCUUUUUCAGUGGAAACACUCUACUUGUGAUAUGAAGCACCCAUAUUCACCAGAAUAUCUGAAGUAAUUAAAAAUAAUUCAUCAAGUCUUCAGUGUACCCAGGGAUCCACACCCUAAAAAUUAGAUAUGAGUCCCAAUUCCACAGUUUUGUCUUUUUUUCGCCCACCCAGACCUGCAGCUGGUGGCUCUGGGCAUCUUCCUUAAACGCUAGUAUAAUUGUUUUGCCCACAUCUACUCUUCUGAUACUGUGACCUGGCAACCAUGCUGAAGUUGUUCUCCAUGACUUUCAAGAGUGAAAUAGAGGAUUCUUGAUUCAGCAUGGCAGCACUUUGAAGCAAUGUCCUUUAGG
Messenger RNA from Artibeus jamaicensis (Jamaican fruit-eating bat), 4609 nucleotides. RefSeq lists its product as uncharacterized. The record is from RefSeq and is a predicted model, not a curated record. The transcript has 2 exons. NCBI's taxonomy places the organism in Eukaryota, Metazoa, Chordata, Mammalia, Chiroptera, Phyllostomidae. The coding region runs from base 754 to 4290 and encodes 1178 amino acids.